UAAAGCACAAAACAUUUAUGUAAACUAUCUUCCUCAAUGAGAGACUCCUCAACAACAACAUCUACCAAAUCCUCACCGCUAUGGAAACCCUUUGCCUCAAACUGUUGCUCCGUCGAUGACCAAACCGUCUUGGGGAAUUUAAGCCGUUGUCGACCUUCCAAAUCGGAGUUCUCCAAGAACCAUCUCGGACCACUUCCUUCUUUCCGACGACUCUCCUUCGCCGAUCUAAGCCGUUCUUCUUCGGCUAGGAUAAAUGAAGAUCUCGCAGAGGCUCUCGGAGCCGAUUUAGUGGAUUUUCGGAUGUGUGAACUUAAAAUGAUCACGCAGUGUUUCUUUCGGAACUAUCUUCUCGGAGAAGGUGGGUUCGGUAAAGUUUAUAAAGGUUACAUCGAUGAGAAUCUCCGACAAAGUCUCAAGGCUCAGCCUGUUGCUGUCAAGCUACUGGACAUUGAAGGGCUUCAAGGACAUCGUGAAUGGCUUUCUGAAGUCAUACUCCUUGGACAACUAAAGCACCCAAAUCUAGUCAAGCUUAUCGGUUACUGCUGCGAGGAGGAAGAACGAGUCCUUAUCUACGAGUUCAUGUCACGUGGUAGCUUGGAAAAUCACCUCUUCAAGCGGAUAUCAAUAUCGCUUCCUUGGGCUACGCGGCUGAAAAUUGCUGUCGCAGCUGCUAAGGGUUUGGCGUUUUUGCAUGAUUUAGAGAGUCCAAUAAUUUACCGUGAUUUCAAGACUUCUAAUAUACUACUCGAUUCGGAUUUUACCGCGAAACUAUCAGAUUUCGGUUUGGCAACAAUGGGACCAGAAGGAUCCAAAUCUCAUGUCACAACUCGAGUCAUGGGCACCUAUGGUUAUGCUGCUCCUGAAUAUGUGUCAACAGGGCAUUUGACGACAAAGAGUGAUGUAUACAGUUACGGAGUCGUGUUACUCGAGCUCCUAACGGGAAGAAGAGCCACCGAAAAGUCACGGCCGAAAAACCAGCAGAACAUCAUCGACUGGGCAAAGCCUUACCUAACCAGCAGCCGUCGUCUCCGAUGCGUUAUGGACCAGAGGCUCGCUGGUCAAUACUCUGUCAAGGCAGCUAAGGAUACGGCUCUUCUCGCCUUGCAAUGUGUGAGCCCUAACCCUAAAGACCGGCCUAAGAUGCCUGUCGUUGUGGAGGUUCUUGAGAGUCUCAUGCAUCAUAAGGACAUGGCGAUUUCCUCCGGCCACUGGUCACCGUCUCCUAGCUCACAAGGCGGCAAGGUCUCGCAAAAGGUUAGAGGGGAUAAUGGAAACUCUCGAAAAUCAGCUCCGGGUUCACUAAGAUCGUGAAAUCAGGGAUUGAUUAAAUUCGAUAAACGUGUGAUAUGUCUUUUGUGUGUGUGUGUGUAUAUUUAUGGAAUGCAUGUGGCUAAACAUAUCUAAGUGUGUGACAUAGUAAUAUCAACAAAAGAAAAAACAUUUUUAAAGGACAAGAAUACGAGUCCUUCCAGUACAAAUUUCAGUUAUGGUUAGCUACUGUAGAUGUCUUAAAUGUCAAAGAACAUUUGAUUUUUGUUUACUUAAUAGUAUCUCCAAAAGAAA
Messenger RNA from Brassica napus (rape), 1563 nucleotides. Its product is annotated as probable serine/threonine-protein kinase PBL15. Gene Ontology annotation, biological process: protein phosphorylation. The transcript has 5 exons. The coding region runs from base 37 to 1311 and encodes 424 amino acids. The record is from RefSeq and is a predicted model, not a curated record. Lineage: Eukaryota; Viridiplantae; Streptophyta; Magnoliopsida; Brassicales; Brassicaceae. Gene Ontology annotation, molecular function: protein kinase activity; ATP binding.